Messenger RNA from Orbicella faveolata, 1514 nucleotides. RefSeq lists its product as uncharacterized. The record is from RefSeq and is a predicted model, not a curated record. Gene Ontology annotation, biological process: negative regulation of insulin receptor signaling pathway; regulation of mitochondrial membrane potential; regulation of cell population proliferation. NCBI's taxonomy places the organism in Eukaryota, Metazoa, Cnidaria, Anthozoa, Scleractinia, Merulinidae.
CAAAAUUGAUUAAAGUUAAAUGAAAUUUGUUUUCCAACAUUUUAUUGUCAUGUUUGUCACCGCAGUUUGUGUGUUACCUCUGGGUAGGAGGAUGACGUCUUGAAUUUUUCCAUUACAGUAAAACAAUGAAAUCAUAACAAGUUUAUCCUCUCCUUUCACUUUUUAUUUUUAGUUUUAUUCUUUGCGCAUUGCCUUAUAGAGAGGAAACCAAAGCUUACGUAAUUAACAAGAAUCGGUCCAUAAGUAGGUUAUUUCAAUGCCCAAUGUCCGGCCUGGUUAUGUUUUGAAAAGCGCACAACUGCUUGCUGUUAAAAUUAAUUUGCAUCUCAGUUACUUUUGCGGCUUUGGUGUUAGUUAUCUUUGUCUUUUCGACAAGAAAGCGAGCAUUUAAUAGGAAAUUUUGAAAACAUGUGCCACUGUUUUCCUAGUUUUGCUUUGCGUCGUUAAAAUUUACAUUAUAAAGUUGAGUUAAUUCGCCACGUCGUUAGCCUGGGGCUAAAGAAUUACAUACAGACUGUUCGUAUUCAGCCCAUGAAUUUGCAAUUCUAAUAACUUCUGCCGUAUACAUUCUGACUGUUUAUUUUGGCAGUCUCAAAGCAAAUUCGCCACCAGACUGUGUCCAUCUUAAUUGCGGUGCGAUUAGGGUGGCUUUGAAAUAUAAUUUCAGACUAAUUUCUCAUCGCGAAAUAUGCCUUUCACUGCCACAUCUUCAAGUUUUUAGGCCUGUGCGGCUCAUGAGUUUGCCUGGCAACACGAAAUGAGAUGGAGGCAUUCAAAGAGAAGAUAGCUGGCCUUGGACCCAGUCGAAGCGACUCGCGAACUUUCACUCAAGAGACCACGUUUCGCGUGAAGUAUCUGGGAUUCUGUCUGAAUUCGCGAGCGGGAGUUGAAGGCAUUCGAGCUGCUGUGAGUGAAAUUAAGAAAACAGGUGGACAAAGGGAUCACAGGAACACAAUUCAAACGAACUUCAUCAAAAUUAGCGACCAAGGUGUGAGUUUCGUGGAGCGAAAACGAGAACGAAGUGUACCAUUAGCAUUUAUUCCGCUUCGGAAGAUUUCGUAUGGAUUAAUUUAUGAAAAGGACUCCAAUAUUUUCGCUUUUAAUCACCACGUCUCGCAGAACCAUGUUGAAUGUCAUGCAGUUGUAUGUGAAAGCGAACUGAAGGCUCGUGAAAUUAGCGAAACUUUGUAUGCUUCAUUCCGAGCAGACCAUUUCGAAAACCUACGGAAGGAGCGGGAAAAGGUAAAGAGGUGUCUACAGACAGAUUCAAUCGAUAACCUUACAAGUGGAGGAGGACAAAACGUGAACUCACAAUAAUUAUAAAGCUGGUUCUUUAUAAAACAUACUACACAGAAACACUGUAAUCGACUAUAAAGAUGUCCCUAUUUUGAACUUUCAUUCGACUUUCCAUUAUUGGAGAUCAAAUUUUUCCAUUUUAUCAUAAAAUAGAGCGAGUAAAAUGACUAGAUUUUUAAUCACUUUAAUUUAGAAUAAAGCAACAGAGCCUAAAAAAA